Messenger RNA from Hermetia illucens (black soldier fly), 585 nucleotides. It is a transcript of the gene RpL28, whose product is annotated as 60S ribosomal protein L28. The transcript is spliced from 5 exons. Bases 121 to 546 code for a protein of 141 amino acids. The record is from RefSeq and is a predicted model, not a curated record. Gene Ontology annotation, cellular component: cytosolic large ribosomal subunit; ribosome. Lineage: Eukaryota; Metazoa; Arthropoda; Insecta; Diptera; Stratiomyidae. Gene Ontology annotation, biological process: translation. Gene Ontology annotation, molecular function: structural constituent of ribosome.
UCUUCAACACCGCUGCAAAUAAAUUUCGUCUAUAAUCACGGCGCGGACGCUUCUUGGGUCCGCCAUUCUGGUUCCUGUUUCUUUUCCGUCAUUCGUCGUGAAUCAAAAAAGGCGACCACAAUGGCUACUACAUCGUCACAUCUGAAUUGGUUGAUCAUCCGCAAUCACCAUUCGUACCUUCUGAAGAGGCCAAACAUCAAGAAGCCUUUCAGCACGGAGCCCAAUAACUUGACAAAUUUGAGCUCAUACCGCUACAGCGGGCUCGUGCACAAAAAGACUUUGGGAGUCGUCCCUGCCGCCGACAAGAAAGGCUUCACCGUUGUCUUGAAGAAGGCCAAGUACCAGAACCGCCCAGCCAAAAACACCGUUCGUGUAACGAUGAAGGCUGGCCCAAGGAGGUCACUGAAGAAGUUGAGGAAUCUUGUCCUUGGCAGCAAGUACCGUUAUGACUUGAAACAGGCUGCUCUUCGCCGUGCGUCAGCGAUCUUGCGAUCACAAAAGCCGUUGCCUGGAAAGAAAGCCCGUGCCGCCAAGAAACUUGAAUAAUUUCCAACUUCAAUAAAAUAAUUUUUAAUUUAAAAUUAA